AUGCAGCUGCCCCCGGGUGAGCUGACGUGGUGGCAGUCCUGCAGUCGCGCGGAGACGGAGACGUAUCUACCGGAGCGGAGCUUCUGGACGGAGACGUAUCUACCGGAGCAGAGCUUCUGGACGGAGACGUAUCUCCCCGAGCAGAGCUUCUGGACGGAGACGUAUCUACCGGAGCAGAGCUUCUGGACGGAGACGUAUCUACCGGAGCAGAGCUUCUGGACGGAGACGUAUCUCCCCGAGCAGAGCUUCUGGACGGAGACGUAUCUACCGGAGCAGAGCUUCUGGACGGAGACGUAUCUCCCCGAGCAGAGCUUCUGGACGGAGACGUAUCUCCCCGAGCAGAGCUUCUGGACGGAGACGUAUCUCCCCGAGCAGAGCUUCUGGACGGAGACGUAUCUACCGGAGCAGAGCUUCUGGACGGAGACGUAUCUACCGGAGCAGAGCUUCUGGACGGAGACGUAUCUCCCCGAGCAGAGCUUCUGGACGGAGACGGAAGUGGGCUUCCUGCGGCUGCGAUAG
Molecule: messenger RNA, 519 nt
Organism: Bacillus rossius redtenbacheri
Lineage: Eukaryota; Metazoa; Arthropoda; Insecta; Phasmatodea; Bacillidae
Product: snake venom metalloprotease inhibitor 02A10-like
Exons: 3
Coding region: 1-519 (172 amino acids)
Source: RefSeq, a predicted model, not a curated record